This is a messenger RNA of Wasmannia auropunctata (little fire ant), 336 nucleotides long. RefSeq lists its product as uncharacterized. The record is from RefSeq and is a predicted model, not a curated record. Bases 1 to 336 code for a protein of 111 amino acids. NCBI's taxonomy places the organism in Eukaryota, Metazoa, Arthropoda, Insecta, Hymenoptera, Formicidae. The transcript has a single exon.
AUGGCAUCAAAGAUACCUGAAGCAGAUGAUCAACAAAAUGAUACUAGCAUUCGCUUGGAUACAGGUGUAUAUAUCGAAGAUGAUUGUUCCGAAAUGAACGACAAUGCAGUCGAAGAGGAUAAUACUCCAGAGCAUGAAGAGAAUAAUGUCCCAGAGCCUGAAGAGGAUAAUACGCCAAUAUCACAAGCAGAAGGAUACAUCCGUACUUCAUCGAGGUCUACAAAGGGUAUACCACCAAAACGAUUGAUAGAAACAUGUAAGUUGGCUUCAAACUUCAUACCUGAAGAACCACUGAUAUAUGAGCAAGCCAUGAGCAGUCCAGAAAGCCAACAAUAG